This is a messenger RNA of Sus scrofa (pig), 5217 nucleotides long. RefSeq names its product INO80 complex ATPase subunit (gene INO80). The record is from RefSeq and is a predicted model, not a curated record. Lineage: Eukaryota; Metazoa; Chordata; Mammalia; Artiodactyla; Suidae. Gene Ontology annotation, cellular component: Ino80 complex; nucleus. Gene Ontology annotation, biological process: chromatin remodeling; DNA-templated transcription; DNA repair. Gene Ontology annotation, molecular function: ATP binding; DNA binding; ATP hydrolysis activity.
UUCUGGCCUGGCUAUGGCGCCUCUCCUCCCCCCCGCCAUGGCUCCCCGUGUCCCUGCUCCGCUCCUCUCAGUGAGUGAAAGUGGCCGCCGCCGCCGCCGGCCCAGCGCCCGCAGCCGCCUCAGCGCCGCCGCCAUCUUGGGGUCCCAGGAGCCGCCGAGGGAGCGAGCUAGGAGCGUCCACGCCCAACGCAGUCACCGUCCCACGGCCUCAGAGAGCAAACCGCGGCUCCACCGUCGGCGGGGCGACCCCCCCCUCCGGACCCCGCCCGCACUCCGCCCCCCCUCCGCCGCCGCCGCGGCGGCGGGGCCCGGCGGCCCGAGCCGUGCAGUCAGAAACUUGUGCAUGAGGACAGAUUUGUUCUAUGGCCUCGGAGUUGGGUGCCGGGGACGAUGGCGGCUAUACUGAGCUCGCAAAGCCCCUCUAUCUUCAAUACUUGGAGAGGGCCCUUCGGUUGGACCAUUUCCUGCGACAAACGUCAGCCAUCUUCAAUAGGAAUAUUUCUAGUGAUGAAAGUGAAGAUGGACUGGAUGACAGUAAUCCUUUAUUGCCCCAGUCUGGGGAUCCCUUGAUACAAGUUAAGGAAGAACCUCCAAAUUCAUUGCUUGGUGAAACUUCUGGAGCAAGCAGUUCUGGAAUGUUAAACACAUACUCAUUGAAUGGAGUUCUGCAGUCAGAAUCAAAAUCUGACAAAGGGAAUUUAUAUAACUUCUCUAAGUUGAAGAAAAGCAGAAGGUGGCUAAAGAGCAUUCUGCUAAGUGAUGAGUCCAGUGAGGCAGAUUCUCAGAGUGAAGACAAUGAAGAAGAAGAAGAAGACGAUGAAGAAGAAGAAGAAGAGCUCAAUCUCAGUAGAGAAGAACUUCAUAAUAUGUUGCGUCUGCACAAAUAUAAGAAACUUCACCAGAAUAAGUAUAGUAAAGACAAGGAGUUGCAACAAUACCAAUACUACAGUGCAGGCCUACUCUCCACAUAUGACCCUUUCUAUGAGCAGCAACGGCACCUUCUUGGACCCAAAAAAAAGAAAUUCAAGGAAGAAAAGAAACUUAAAGCUAAGUUGAAAAAAGUGAAGAAAAAAAGGCGAAAAGAUGAAGAAGUUUCCUCUGAAGAAUCCCCUCGUCGCCACCACCACCAGACCAAAGUCUUUGCCAAGUUCUCUCAUGAUGCACCUCCUCCUGGCACCAAGAAGAAGCACUUAUCCAUUGAGCAGCUUAAUGCCCGUCGCAGGAAAGUAUGGCUCAGCAUUGUGAAAAAGGAACUACCAAAGGCCAACAAGCAGAAAGCUUCAGCUCGUAACCUGUUUCUUACUAAUAGCCGCAAGCUUGCCCACCAGUGCAUGAAGGAGGUGCGUCGAGCUGCCCUGCAGGCCCAGAAAAACUGUAAGGAGACCUUACCUCGUGCCCGCCGCCUCACCAAGGAGAUGCUUCUGUAUUGGAAAAAGUAUGAGAAGGUGGAAAAGGAACACCGAAAACGUGCAGAGAAGGAAGCCUUGGAGCAGCGGAAGUUGGAUGAGGAAAUGCGAGAGGCCAAGAGACAACAGCGAAAACUGAACUUCCUAAUCACCCAGACAGAACUGUAUGCCCACUUCAUGAGUCGAAAACGAGACAUGGGUCAUGAUGGGAUCCAGGAAGAAAUCUUAAGGAAGCUGGAAGAUAGUUCUAUGCAGAGACAAAUUGAUAUUGGUGGAGGAGUGGUAGUUAACAUCACACAAGAGGAUUAUGAUAGUAACCAUUUCAAAGCCCAGGCCCUGAAGAAUGCUGAAAAUGCUUACCAUAUUCAUCAAGCUCGGACAAGGUCAUUUGAUGAAGAUGCAAAAGAAAGUCGAGCAGCUGCCCUACGGGCAGCCAACAAGUCUGGCACUGGGUUUGGGGAGAGUUAUAGCCUCGCAAACCCAUCUAUACGGGCUGGGGAGGAUAUUCCACAGCCUACAAUUUUUAAUGGCAAAUUAAAAGGUUAUCAACUGAAAGGCAUGAAUUGGUUGGCAAAUCUCUAUGAACAGGGUAUUAAUGGCAUUCUUGCAGAUGAAAUGGGCCUUGGUAAAACAGUACAGAGCAUUGCCCUCCUGGCCCAUCUGGCUGAGAGAGAGAACAUUUGGGGACCUUUCUUAAUAAUUUCACCUGCUUCUACACUUAACAAUUGGCACCAGGAGUUUACUAGAUUUGUUCCAAAAUUUAAGGUGCUACCAUAUUGGGGAAAUCCUCAUGAUAGAAAAGUCAUCAGGAGGUUCUGGAGUCAGAAGACCCUCUAUACCCAGGAUGCCCCCUUCCAUGUGGUUAUCACCAGUUACCAGCUGGUGGUGCAGGAUGUAAAGUAUUUCCAGCGAGUCAAGUGGCAGUACAUGGUAUUGGACGAGGCUCAGGCGCUCAAGAGUAGUUCCAGCGUUCGUUGGAAGAUACUCCUGCAGUUCCAAUGUCGGAAUCGGCUUUUGCUUACUGGGACCCCCAUUCAGAACACCAUGGCAGAGCUCUGGGCUUUGCUGCAUUUCAUUAUGCCAACAUUAUUUGAUUCACAUGAGGAAUUUAAUGAAUGGUUUUCCAAGGACAUUGAGAGCCACGCUGAAAACAAAUCUGCCAUAGAUGAGAAUCAGCUCUCUCGCUUACACAUGAUCUUGAAGCCAUUUAUGCUGAGGAGAAUUAAAAAAGAUGUGGAAAAUGAAUUGUCUGACAAGAUUGAGAUUUUAAUGUAUUGCCAAUUGACCAGCCGACAGAAACUGUUAUAUCAGGCACUAAAGAACAAGAUUUCCAUUGAGGAUUUAUUGCAGUCUUCUAUGGGCUCUACCCAGCAAGCACAGACUACCACCAGCAGCCUCAUGAAUCUGGUCAUGCAGUUUAGGAAGGUGUGCAAUCACCCAGAGUUAUUUGAACGACAAGAAACUUGGUCUCCGUUUCAUAUUUCCCUAAAGCCAUACCAGAUUUCAAAGUUUAUCUACCGUCAUGGACAGAUCAGGGUCUUCAACCAUUCACGAGACAGGUGGUUAAGGGUUCUUCUUUCUCCAUUUGCACCAGACUAUAUCCAACAGUCUCUCUUUCACAGAAAAGGUGUUAAUGAAGAAAGCUGUUUUUCUUUCCUUCGCUUUAUUGAUGUAUCUCCAGCCGAAAUGGCAAACCUCAUGCUUCAGGGACUUUUGGCCAGAUGGUUAGCUCUUUUCCUGUCUCUGAAAGCCUCCUACAGGCUCCAUCAGCUGCGUUCCUGGGGAGACCCAGAAGGGGAGAGCCAGCAGAAAUAUCUGAGAAACAGGGAUUUCCUUCUUGGGGUUAAUUUUCCACUCUCCUUUCCCAACCUUUGCAGCUGCCCUUUGUUAAAGUCUCUGGUUUUCAGCAGCCACUGUAAAGCAGUGAGUGGCUACUCAGACCAGGUCAUCCAUCAGCGGAGAUCAGCUACCUCCUCGCUUCGUUGCUGCCUGCUCACUGAGCUGCCAUCUUUUUUGUGCGUAGCCAGUCCACGAGUCACCGCAGUGCCAUUGGAUUCUUAUUGCAAUGACCGAAGUGCAGAAUAUGAGCGGCGAGUGCUGAAGGAAGGAGGGAGUCUGGCAGCCAAGCAGUGUUUGUUGAAUGGGGCCCCUGAACUAGCAGUGGACUGGCUAAAUCGACGGUCUCAGUUCUUCCCAGAGCCAGCUGGAGGACUGUGGAGUAUUAGGCCUCAGAAUGGCUGGUCUUUCAUCAGAAUUCCAGGCAAGGAGAGCCUCAUCACUGACAGUGGGAAGCUGUAUGCCCUUGAUGUCCUGCUGACUCGGCUCAAGUCUCAAGGACAUAGGGUCCUUAUCUACUCCCAGAUGACCAGGAUGAUAGACCUGCUGGAGGAAUAUAUGGUUUACAGGAAGCAUACCUACAUGAGGCUUGAUGGCUCAUCCAAGAUCUCAGAGAGGCGGGACAUGGUUGCUGAUUUUCAGAACAGGAAUGACAUUUUUGUGUUCCUGCUAAGUACGAGAGCUGGAGGACUGGGUAUCAAUCUGACUGCUGCAGAUACAGUGAUUUUUUAUGAUAGUGAUUGGAACCCUACUGUGGAUCAGCAGGCCAUGGACAGGGCCCACCGCUUGGGGCAGACAAAGCAGGUUACUGUGUACCGGCUCAUCUGUAAGGGCACCAUUGAAGAACGAAUUCUGCAGCGAGCCAAGGAGAAGAGUGAGAUUCAGCGGAUGGUGAUUUCUGGUGGGAAUUUCAAACCAGAUACCUUGAAACCCAAAGAAGUGGUUAGUCUUCUUCUAGAUGAUGAAGAGUUGGAGAAAAAAUUGAGACUCCGGCAAGAAGAAAAACGGCAGCAGGAGGAAACAAACAGAGUUAAAGAGCGCAAGCGCAAACGGGAAAAGUAUGCAGAGAAGAAGAAAAAGGAAGAUGAAUUGGAUGGGAAAAGGAGAAAGGAGGGCAUAAACCUGGUGAUCCCUUUUGUCCCCUCGGCUGAUAACUCCAACCUCUCUGCAGACGGGGACGACUCCUUCAUUAGCGUGGACUCGGCCAUGCCCAGCCCUUUCAGUGAGAUCUCCAUCAGCAGUGAGCUGCACACUGGCUCCAUUCCACCCGAUGAGAGCAGCAGUGACAUGCUGGUCAUUGUGGAUGACCCAGCCUCCUCAGCCCCUCAGUCUCGAGCCACCAACUCUCCUGCUUCCAUAACAGGCUCUGUCUCAGACACUGUGAAUGGAAUUUCCAUCCAGGAAAUGCCAGCUGCAGGACGUGGUCACUCAGCCCGAAGCCGAGGCCGCCCCAAAGGUUCAGGAAGCACAGCCAAAGGAGCAGGGAAGGGCCGGAGCCGGAAGUCCACUGCAGGCAGUGCUGCUGCAAUGGCAGGGGCCAAAGCAGGGGCUGCAGCGGCCUCCGCAGCUGCCUAUGCUGCAUACGGGUACAAUGUGUCUAAAGGAAUCUCCGCCAGCAGUCCGCUACAGACGUCCCUUGUUCGGCCUGCUGGCCUUGCUGACUUUGGACCUUCAAGCGCCUCUUCUCCUUUGAGCUCCCCUUUGAGCAAAGGAAAUAAUGUUCCUGGGACUCCCAAGAGCCUCCACUUGACCAGCAGCCUAGCCCCAGACUCCCUGGUCCGGAAACAGGGUAAAGGCACCAAUCCUUCUGGAGGACGGUAACCACCUGGCCCUCCAGCUUUCUUCAACCAAACCAGGGGCUAGAGUCCUGGCCUGCAAAUGGUCUUUGGAUGGCUUGCCCAGUGCAGCAUCUUCCAUCCCAAGUCAGAGGGCAGCGACGACCAAUUGCAACAAGAAAAAGACAGGCAGGUGGUUG